ACGCCCAAUCCCCUGAUCUCUGCUGUGCUGUGCAUCUUCUUCCUCACUCCUCAUUGCCUUCUCACCGCACUCUCUUUCUCUCUAUUCUAUCUACUCUUGCAUUUACUCUUUCUCUCUUCUUCUACCAACCACAACUACAACUACAACUACACUAAACAUUUGUUUUCGUAAAAUACACACACACACAUAUAUCUUCCCCUGCAGUGUGGAUUCUACCUUUUUCCGAUCUCCUUCAAUCAAUGGAGAUCCGGUUACCUCUGCUUGCUUUUCUACUCGUAUUUUGUGUUGAGCCUCGAUCAGGGGCUCCAAUCGUCUAUUCCGCCAGGCUGGUGCAUCGAUUUUCGGAUGAAGCCAGGGCUCACCGCGAUGCCAGGGUUUUGAGGAAUGGAACUGGAUUAAACGGCGGUUUUUGGCCGCAGCGGCGGAGCUUGGAGUAUUACCGCCGCCUGCUCAGCAGCGACGUCCAGAGACAGACGCUUAAGCUCAAUCCUCAGUUCCAAUUUCUCUACCCCGCUGCAGGCAGCGCCACAUUGCCUCUUGGAAAUGACUUCGGAUGGUUGCACUAUAUGUGGAUUGACAUAGGCACACCAAAAGUAUCUUUUCUUGUGGCAUUGGAUGCUGGAAGUGACCUAUUUUGGGUUCCCUGUGAUUGUGUUCAAUGUGCACCACUAUCGUCCAGUUACUAUAGCAGCCUGGAUAGAGAUCUUAGUGAGUACAGUCCUUCUGGUUCUAGUACUAGCAAAACCAUUUCUUGCAGCCACCAAUUAUGUGCACUGGGUCCAAACUGUCCAAAUCCUAAGCAACAAUGUCCUUAUACCAUCAACUACUAUUCAGAUGAUACCUCAACUUCUGGAUUUCUGGUUGAAGAUGUUCUUCAUCUCCUGCCAGGCAAUUCAGACGUAUCUAACAAAUCUGUCAAGGCUCCAGUGGUUAUUGGGUGUGGUAGUAAACAAACUGGUGGGUACCUGAGUGGAGUUGCUCCUGAUGGGCUCUUGGGUCUUGGACUUGGAGAAAUUUCUGUUGGGAGUUUUCUUGCAAAAGCUGGAUAUAUUAGAAAUUCCUUUUCUCUAUGUUUUAAUGAAGAUGAUUCUGGAAGGUUACUUUUUGGGGACCAGGGAAUUGCUGGCCAACAAACUACUCCAUUUUUGCCUUUGCAUGGGAAAAAUUUAACAUAUAUUGUCGGAGUGGAUGUGUGCUGCAUUGAGAGCUCAUGUAUUGAAAAUCCGGAGUUCCAGAUGCUGGUCGACAGUGGGUCUUCAUUCUCAUUUCUUCCAGCACAAAUUUUUGAAAAGGUGGCUAAUGAGUUUGACAGCCAAGUAAAUGCUUCAAAAUCAAGCUUUGAAGGAUACCCAUGGAAGUACUGCUACAAAUCCAGUUCUGAUGGGGUGCCUAAGCUUCCUUCUUUCACUCUGAAGUUUGCAACAUCCAAAAGUUUUGUGGUCAAGAAUCCAGUUUUUGUGAUAUAUGGAACUGAGGGUGCUGUUGGAUUCUGUUUAGCAGUACAGGCCGCAGAUGGAGAUAUUGGGACAAUCGGACAGAACUUCAUGACUGGAUAUCAGAUUGUAUUCGACAGGGAAAACUUCAAGCUGGGUUGGUCUGAAUCAAAUUGUAAGGAUCUCAAUGACAGAGCGCCUCUGAAUCCAUCAGGCAAUAACAGCUCUUCCAACUCACUGCCGACAGCACAACAGCAGAGUGCGCCAAAUAGCCGUGCAGUUUCUCCUGCAGUUGCCGGAAGGACACCUUCUGAAUCCUCUGCCAAAUGCCUGUCAUGUUUGGCAAAACUAUUCUCAUUGAUGCUCAUAGCUCAUCUCUCAUAGAGUACAUAAAAUAUAAAUCUUUGUUAGUUCCAUGUAAAUUCUGAUUCUUAGCUUCAUUCUUUCCCACUGCAUCAUUAUUAUUCACCAUCCCAACAUCCCUUUUUCUUUAUAUAAUCUUAUAUAGGCUUUGAAUUAGGAUGGUCAUACAUAGAGUUGUUCCUAGCACUUCUGCUUAUGUACUGUUGUAUGUAAUAGUAUACACUUCCUUCACAUAGAGAUAUGCAUAAUUCAAUUUUGGUUGCAUUUUUUGUCAACCAAUAUUACUUUUUUUA
Molecule: messenger RNA, 2089 nt
Organism: Salvia hispanica
Lineage: Eukaryota; Viridiplantae; Streptophyta; Magnoliopsida; Lamiales; Lamiaceae
Product: Eukaryotic aspartyl protease family protein
Biological process (GO): proteolysis
Molecular function (GO): aspartic-type endopeptidase activity
Source: RefSeq, a predicted model, not a curated record